Medicago truncatula (barrel medic) is the source of this 2802-nucleotide messenger RNA. RefSeq names its product protein FAR1-RELATED SEQUENCE 5-like. Bases 217 to 2610 code for a protein of 797 amino acids. Gene Ontology annotation, molecular function: zinc ion binding. The transcript is spliced from 3 exons. NCBI's taxonomy places the organism in Eukaryota, Viridiplantae, Streptophyta, Magnoliopsida, Fabales, Fabaceae. The record is from RefSeq and is a predicted model, not a curated record.
UAUUACAAAAUAAUUUGGAUCUGAAGAAACAAUUACCAAGUUCAUCUUGUUUAUUCGUCAAAAAAAAAAAAGUUCAUCUUGUUUCGGAUCCAAAGAUCUACCUACCAAGUUCAUCAAACACCACAUACAUCCUUGUUUUGUUUUUCUUCUCUAACCUCAAAUAUUAUUAGUUAUCUCCAACCUCCAAUCUUGUUCGUAGAUCUGAGAAAAGGUGGAAUGGAAAAUAACGAAAAUGAAGUUAUCGGCGAAGAAGAAGAAGUGCAUUCCGUAAAUUUUGUAAAUGAAGAGCAGGGUAAUGAAGUUGAUCUACAAUCUGGGGCCGAGGCUGAAGGCAGCUGCAAUAAUGGACAUUCUGAUACUGAUAGUGAUAGUGAUGAAGAUGAACAUGAUAUCGGUUCUGGUGGCUGCACAUUUGGUCAAGAAACAGCAGUUGAUGGUCCAGAAGAUAUUGCCAAAGUUAAUUUUACGCAAGUAAGUGUGGAAGAUUUAAUGUUGUUCCACUUUCCGGAUGUUUCUGUGGCUUUCAUGUUUUAUAACUGGUAUGCAAGCACCAAAGGAUUUGCUGGUAGGAGGGAUAGGGUAGUGAAAAAUUGUAGGGGAGAAAUUACACAACAGACUUUUGUGUGCCAUAGACAAGGUCACAGAAUGGAAAAUGAUAGGAAUUAUAUUCGUAAAAGGAAAGCAAAGCCUAAAUCUAGGUGUGGUUGUGAUGCGAGAUGUCAGGUUCAUGUGGAUUCCAACUGUGGACGGUGGUACAUUAAUUUUAUAUGUGAUGUGCACAACCAUUCAUUUGUUGACAAAGUUUUUAGUGGUAUGCUUCCAGCACAUAGGAAAAUGAGUGAGUAUGACAAGUAUCAAAUGAGCAUUAUGAGAAAUGUGGGGGUGAAGACAAGACAUAUAUUUGGUUUGUUUGCUCAUCAGGCAGGAGGUUACGACAGAGUAGGUUAUCGUAAAGUGGACAUGUAUAAUGAGCAACAAAGGCAAAGACAGAACAGUGGAUGUGAUGCAAAAAAGACGCUGGAUUUUCUAAAAGAGUGUUCAAUGAAAGAUGAUGGUUUUUAUUGGAGGCACACUGUAGACAAAGACGGUGGUCUAGAGCACUUGUUCUGGUGUGAUGGUACUGCUCGGAAGGAUUGGUCUGUUUUUGGGGAUGUGCUGGCCUUUGAUGCCACAUAUAAAAAAAAUAAAUAUUUGUGUCCCGUUGUGGUAUUCUCUGGGGUUAAUCACCAUAAUAAGAGUAUUGUGUUUGCUGCUGCUGUUGUUAUAAAGGAGACUAAUGAAACAUAUGCCUGGUUGCUUGAAAGCUUUCUUGAGGCUAUGGGUGGCAAGAGUCCAAUUUCGGUGAUUACGGAUGGUGAUAAUGCUAUGCGCAAUGCUGUUAAAAAGGUAUUUCCAAGUGCUCGUCAUCGUCUUUGCGCCUGGCAUUUGUUACGCAAUGCUAACGCUAAUGUGAAAAAUCUGCAAUUUGUAACAAAGUUUAAGCAAUGCAUGCUAGGAGACUUUGAUGUUACUGAGUUUGAGCUUAGGUGGGAUAAGAUGGUUGCGGAGUUUGGACUUGAAAACAACAUAUGGAUUUCUGAAUUGUAUUCAAAGCGGGAAAUGUGGGCAACAGCCCACAUUAGGGGUAAUUUUUUUGCUGGAUUUAGGACAACAUCUCGAUGCGAGGGACUACACUCAGAAUUCGGUAAGUAUGUAAAUUUAAAGGUUAAUUUGUUGGAUUUUAUGAAACAAUUUAUGCGUUGGAUCAAUUACAUGCGGUUUAGAGAAGUUGAGGCAGAUUUUACGUCAUCAUUUGGGGAUCAUGUGUUGCAAUCACCAUUGGUUAAGUUGGAAGAGUCUGCUGCAAAAGUGUACACGCGUGAGAUAUUAAAUAUGCUUGUCCCAAUAUUUAAUAGGUCGUGUACAUGUAGGGUGAGCGCCAGAAAACAGAGUGGUUCGUUGUUUACCUUUUGUGUUGUUAGGUAUGGUAAGAAAGGUGUGAAUUGGAAUGUUACAUUAUGUCAAGCAAAGCUCGAGUUCAAGUGUUCAUGUCUAAGAAUGGAGUCAUAUGGUAUUCCUUGUGAACAUUUGAUUUGUGUGUUUGUGUCACUUGAAAUUGUUAACAUGCCAGGGUGUGUCAUCAUGCCUAGAUGGACCAAAUCCGCAAAGGAUUCAAUUCCUGCUUUUGAAGGAAAUGAUAAUUGUUGUAGUGAUCCUGCUUCAGUUAGUGCUUUCUUGUGGAUUGUCGAGUCGUGUAAGAGGAUGGCUAAUGCUGCAGUUCGAAGUGGAAAAAAAGAACAUAUAAGGACAACCGUAGACAUGGUUGCAAGACACACUGCCUCGCUGGAGUCUAUAUGUAAUGGGACUGAAACUGAGUUGACAUACAAGAAUCCUUAUAUGGAGGGUGCAGUGAAGAAUCCAGUUAGAGCAAGAAGCAAAGGUUGUGCUGGUCCAUCGUGUUCCCAAACCAAAUUAAAAACACCAAGGAAAGUGUAUGUUUGCGGUGCAUGUGGGAGAAAGGGGCACAAUAGAAAGUCAUGUAACAUUCGAAGUUCAAGUCAGGUAGUUGAAGAUGAGUAUGAAGACAUGAGUAUGGACGAGGAUCUUAAUGUCAUAGAUACGGAUGUCUGAGUUGAACCAUGAAGGUUGUUAUGGAGAGAAAAAGGCUUGGAUAUUAUUGAUGUCUAUGUAUUUUUAUUUUUUAGUAUUUAUGUGAUGUGAUAAUCUUGUAGUAACAUAAUUUAUUUUGGUGGAAUUUUUAAUGGCGUGUUGGUGUGUUGUGUUAAAUAAUUUAAUUAUACAUGAAUUGUGCAAUUAAUUGAA